Messenger RNA from Fomitopsis serialis, 1970 nucleotides. Its product is annotated as P-loop containing nucleoside triphosphate hydrolase protein. The transcript has 6 exons. Bases 425 to 1825 code for a protein of 466 amino acids. Gene Ontology annotation, molecular function: 5'-3' DNA helicase activity. NCBI's taxonomy places the organism in Eukaryota, Fungi, Basidiomycota, Agaricomycetes, Polyporales, Fomitopsidaceae. The record is from RefSeq and is a predicted model, not a curated record.
CCAUGCGGCCUGACGAUCGGCAGUCGCUAUCCAUGCUUGUGAAGUUGUUGGGUGGCGAGCAGAAUGUGAACAAGGAGGCCAUUGCAGAUGCCUUCUUGGGUAAAGCCUUCGAGGCUCGUAGUGUUCACAACCUCGCCUUACGGGCGUGGGCGGCGUGCCAGACUGGGUCACUGCCUCAGUCGACCAGCCAGCUUCAGAGUGCUGCUUUAAUCAAUACGACGGCGAUCCCCACGGAUCAUAUGAAGUGGCUCGCGAAGUUCACCCGUAUAGCGUGGCAGCUAUACGCUCUCAAGCCGACGAGGGUGAAGAACGACGUCCGUGCGGACUUUAGCCAGAAGAACGACCAACUGCACCUCCAGCAGACACGAUUCAAGACACGCAUGAGGACAUCUCGGAACCAGGUACUCAUUGACCCUUUGUGUACAUGCCUCUACUAGUACAUCCGCCGACGAACGUGUUCCAGGUUUUACAGGUGCAGUAUGGGACGAAGAACAGUUCCGUAAAGACCGCCGAGGGGCGCGCCAUUCGUGUCUCGGGGAAGUCUGCCAGUAUCACGCUGAACGCGUCGGUCGCGUCGACCGCCAAGAUCUUCGGUGUCGUGACAGUCGGACGGGAAGACCCGACAGCUGCUGAGAAGAUGCGCGAGGCGAUUGUGUUGGAAGUGUUGCAGCGAAAGCUUUCGUUCUUCGAACAAAACAUCGUCCGCAAGAUCUUCGAGCGUCCCCCUUCCAAGCGUGCGCGGAGACACAAACCCUCCAACCGUUCACAGGCAGAAGUCUAUCUCGAAGGUCGACGUCUUAACGACACGCAGGCUGCAGCAGUCAACCGAAUCAUGUCGGCGAGCCCGGACGAUCAGGUUUGCUUGGUGCAUGGACCUCCUGGCACAGGCAAAACGACCGUCAUAGCUGCAUCCGUCAUCGAGUUGAUGAACCUUCCGAAGAAGAAUCGUGGUAUCUGGUUGGUUGCACAAUCGAACGUCGCCGUGAAGAAUAUCGCGGAGAAGCUCGCGCGCGUCGAUUUUCUUGACUUCAAGGUCUUAGUCUCGAAGGAUUUCCAUUUCGAAUGGCACGAGCACCUGUACGAGCAGAUUGAACACAACGUCAUACGCUCGGAUGAAUUCUCUGAAGACAUCGUAGGCACCGAGAGGUUGCUGCUAGGAUCGAAAGUUGUCUUAUGUACGCUCAGUAUGCUUUCGGCGCCGCGCGUGAUCACGGCAGGCUUCACUCGCCUUGUUCCUGUCGAAACUGUGAUCGUCGACGAAGCCAGUCAAAUCGAGCUCGGCGACUAUCUGCCCCUGCUGGGCCGCUUCAGUCACAGCCUCGAGAAACUGGUCUUCAUCGGAGACGACAAACAGCUGGCGCCAUUUGGGCAAGAUGACUUGGGUGAGCUAUCUAGCAUCUUCGAGAUGCAGCAUCUGCGGCAAGAUGCCAUUUUCCUCGACACGCAAUACCGAAUGCCGAUACCGAUCGGCGAGUUCAUCUCCAGGCAUGUGUACGGCAAUAAUCUCAAGACGAGCCACGACGAAAUGGAUCGACGCUCCUGUAUUCUCAUUGACGUUAGUCAUGGGAAGGAGACAAAAUCCAGUAACAGUUGGACCAAUGACGCAGAGGCCACUGCCAUCGUCGUUGUUGCGAGAAAGUUCCACGCGGAAGGAAAGACAUACCGCGUGAUCACUCCUUACGACGCACAACGCAACGUCCUGGAGCGAAAGCUGAAGGCCGCGAAUCUUCCCUGGGAGAACAAAUGCUUCAAUGUCGACUCGUUCCAAGGUGAGAAUCAGACUGUGCUCUUAGGACGCCAGGUUGACACAUCGUCGCUUCGCUAGGCAACGAAGACGACUACAUCCUCAUCUCCGUCGUUCGUUCGGACAAGAUCGGCUUCCUCACCAACUUACGGCGGACGAACGUCAUGCUCUCGCGCUGCAAGCGCGGCAUGGUCAUCUGCACGAGCAGGGCUUUCAUGGAGAAGGC